Hansenula anomala is the source of this 3072-nucleotide messenger RNA. It is a transcript of the gene PSK2, whose product is annotated as serine/threonine protein kinase PSK2. Gene Ontology annotation, cellular component: cytosol; cytoplasm; nucleus. Gene Ontology annotation, biological process: protein phosphorylation; negative regulation of glycogen biosynthetic process; intracellular signal transduction. The annotation marks the transcript as partial. Gene Ontology annotation, molecular function: ATP binding; protein serine/threonine kinase activity. The record is from RefSeq and is a predicted model, not a curated record. NCBI's taxonomy places the organism in Eukaryota, Fungi, Ascomycota, Saccharomycetes, Phaffomycetales, Wickerhamomycetaceae. The transcript has a single exon.
AACUUGAAUGAAAUCCUCAAGUUCCCAAAGGAAUCUACACAUGCUUACUCAUAUGCACAUCUUUCUCCAAACUCAUUAGCUGUUAGAUUGUCUAUAUUGAAGAGAUCUCUAGAGAUUCUUGUUGAUCAUCCAGAUCUAUUACAAAAAGAGGAUUCUGACCUGCUCCCUGAUGGUGGUGCCGGUAUAUCAGAAGCUCUGCAUCUAGAUAUAGAGAAUUUCAUAAGCCAAAUACAAAAUGAAGAUGAUGAAAAGUUUAAAAUUCAAUCAAAUGCUUCAUCUGCUGCUUUAGCCGCAUUGUUUACAACUCAGAAUAACUCAUCAGGCACUUCAACACCAAGAAAGCCUCCUUCAAAAGAUUCAACAACGAUAAACACUACACACCUGGGAUUGAAAUCACUUAUAAAUAUUCUUAAAGAAGACAAAUCAUUGAAAUCAGGUGAAUCUCAAAAGGAAUUGGCUAUGAAUUUACACGAUUUGUCAUUAUCAAACGUUGCAGAUGAAGCAAUGUCCCAACCAAUGGUUAGAUCUGAUUCAGAAUCUCAACUUAAAAUCAAAUUGAUGCAUGCUUUAGCCACUCCUUUUUAUGAACCCAUAGUUUCUACUCCAAUAAUAUCCUUACAGAAAGGUGCUUCAACAUUAGCAUUAUCCUCAUUAAAUCAACAACAGCAACAACAACAAUCAUCUGCACCAGGUAUUAGUGGCGAUAAUAGAAUUUUCCAUUCAAUGUCUCAAAAAAACACUUCACCACAAGCAGUUUUCACUUGUGAAUUGAAUGAUCCAUGGAAUUUAAAAGCUGCUAAUGAUCUGGCUUGUUUGAUUUUUGGUGUUUCAAGAAAUUCUCUUAAAAGAUUGACCUUGUUAGAUUUGAUUAGUCCGGAUUCAAGAGAUUUCGUAUUGAAUAGAUUAGUGAAGAAUUCAAUUGAAAGAAAUCAAGAGAUUAUAUUUUCUGGACAAGUUAUUGCAAUAGCGAAACCUGGGAACAAGUUGACCUGGGCUUCUAUGUGGGCUAAGAAGAAGGGAAAUUUAAUCAUUUGUAUGUUUGAUCAAGUCCCUUGUGAUUCUAUUGAUCUGGUUGCUUGUUUAGACUCUUUGAAAAUUGAAUUUUUUAAGAAAAUCAGUGGGAAUUCUUUCUUCAACAAUACGUUCUUAUCAAGUUUGGAUACAUUAAGUCAAUUACUCAAUAAUAUUGAAGAAUAUACAUCAUUGGAAGAUGAGAAUGAUGGGAAUUAUCAAAAUAUUCCCGAGGUUUAUUUACAAUCACAAUCAAUCAAUGUUCAAAGAUAUUUUACAUUGAAAAAAAAUGGGUUUAAUAUUCCAUGUGCAUUAUUUACUAAAAUCAUUGAUGAUAAUUUGAACAAAGUCAAAUUGAAAAUUCAUUCAUUACCUUAUAUAGCUGGAGUUUUCAUCAUUUCAAACAAUCCAACAAAUUAUAACAUUUUAUCAUUCAAUGAAUCAAUUGCGAAAAACUUAUUUGGGUUCCAUGAAUCACAAUUGAAACAUCAAUCAAUAACGAAAAUUAUUCCAAAUUUCCAAAAAAUAAUGACUAUUAUUUUACAAAAUUUCAAGAAUUUGAAAAUUAUUCCAGGAUUAGUAUUACCUGAACAUUUCUUUAGACAAAUGAAUUCAAUCUUAGAGAAAAGUGGGAAUGGUUCAACAACUAAUGACUUGGAAGCUAAUUUUUUGAACUCAAUUGGUAUUGAUGGUAAACAUGUUGACGGAUCCACCAUCAAGAUUGAUGUACAGUUGAGAUGUUCAAAUGUUGAUACAUUGAUUUUAUGGGUCACACAUUCAAGAUCAGUUUAUCAAAAUGAGUUGGAUAGUAAAGUCUCAACAGCACGUCCUACUAUGAAAAAGACAAGAUCUGUUAGAAGUGUUAGAAUUGUUGAUAAUAAAGAAGAAAUUGUUGAAGAAGAAGUUGAAGUUGAACAUGAUGGUUCCAAAGAUGAUGAGGAUGAAGAUGAAAUCCCAUCACAAUUGUCAAUCUUGAACGAGAAUGAAAUUCAAUCAGUUAGUAGAUCAUCUUCAUUAAGAUCUUCUAAUGUCACUUCAUCUUCAGAUUUAUCAACUCUGUCUAGUAUCAAGAAUGAUCAGUUUUCAAAUGAUGAUAUUGGUCAAACUUCAUCAAAUGAUCAAUUAAAUGAGACUGAUUUAGAAAAUUUUAAAGUCUUGAGCAAGAACAUGAAUGAAGCAAGUUUAUUAAAGAUUGAGAAUGAUACAAUUGAGAAAAAUAAAUCAAUAUCAAAAUAUUAUCCAAAGAAGAUUGGCUUAAAGAGACGUGAAAAAUCAAUUAAAGAGUUUAAAAUUUUGAAAAAUAUGGGUCAAGGUGCUUAUGGUAAAGUUGUUUUAGCUGAAUAUCGUAAAGAUCCAAAUUAUAGAAUUGUCAUCAAAUUGAUUAUCAAAGAACGUAUCUUGGUUGAUACUUGGGUUCGUGAUAGAAAGCUAGGUACAAUUCCAUCUGAAAUUCAAAUCAUGUCAACUUUAAACAAUAAUCCACAUCCUAAUAUAAUGAGAUUGAUUGAUUUUUUCGAAGAUGAUGAUUAUUAUUAUAUUGAAACUCCACAGCAUGGGUUCCCAACACCUGGUAUUGAUUUAUUUGAUUUGAUCGAGUUGAAGAAAUCCAUGACGGAAUUUGAAUGCAAAUCCAUAAUAAAGCAAUGUAUUAGUGCUAUAAAUCAUUUGCACAACAAUGGUAUUGUUCAUCGUGAUAUUAAGGAUGAAAAUUUGAUUAUUGACAAUAAUGGAGUUAUUAAAUUGAUUGAUUUUGGAUCAGCAGCUUAUGUGAAAACAGGACCUUUUGACGUUUUCGUUGGUACUUUGGACUAUGCAGCUCCAGAGGUGUUGAAUGGGUUGCCUUAUGAAGGUAAACCUCAAGAUGUUUGGUCUCUGGGUAUCUUGCUGUACACAUUAAUUUACAAAGAGAAUCCCUUUUAUAACGUUGAUGAGAUCAUGGAAGGUGAGCUACGUAUCCCAUUUGUCACAUCUCAAGGAUGCAUUGAUCUCAUUAAGAAAAUCUUGCAAAGAGACAUUCGUAAAAGACCAAAGAUGGCUGAUAUUGUUUGUGAUUCGUGGUUA